Trichosurus vulpecula (common brushtail) is the source of this 330-nucleotide messenger RNA. RefSeq names its product 40S ribosomal protein S26-like. NCBI's taxonomy places the organism in Eukaryota, Metazoa, Chordata, Mammalia, Diprotodontia, Phalangeridae. The record is from RefSeq and is a predicted model, not a curated record. Gene Ontology annotation, biological process: translation. Gene Ontology annotation, molecular function: mRNA binding; structural constituent of ribosome. Bases 1 to 330 code for a protein of 109 amino acids. Gene Ontology annotation, cellular component: cytosolic small ribosomal subunit; ribosome. The transcript has a single exon.
AUGACCAAGAAGAGGAGGAACAACGAGCGCUCCGCGGCCUCGUGCAAUUGUACCAACUGCGCCCGCUGUAUGCCAAAGGACAAGGCCAUCAAGAAAUUUGUCAUCCACAACAUCGUGGAAGCCGCGGCCGUCAGGGACAUCUCCGAGGCCAGCAUCUUCAACUCCUAUGUCCUGCCCAAACUGUAUGUGAAACUACAUUACUGUGUGAGCUGCACGAUCCACAGCGAGGCAGUGAGGAAUCGCUCCUGUGAGGCUCGGAAGGAUCGGACGCCCCCGCCCCGAUUCAGGCCUGCAGGUGCUGCCCCCAGACCCCCUCCAAAGCCCAUGUAA